CAUGCAGAUACAAUACUUAUAUAUCACCGGUUACUGUUAGUAACUAUCAGAGAAGCUUAUAGAAGAGUUUUCUUUUAUCAGCGAAAACAAUAAAUAUGGCACUUCAAAACAAGCAAUUUAUUUGAUUUGCCAUUGAGAUCAUAUGGUUGUGCUGUGUACUCUCAUAUACAAAUAUAUAUAUAUGUGAGGUCUUAGCAAAGAGUUGUAACAAAUAUAAUUCAGAAAUUAAUAAGCAAUAAACAAAUAAAGUGCAAUAAAAUUAAAUCAAGUGCCACACUUGAGAAUUUAUCAACAAAGUGUUGGAAAAUUUCAAAGAGGAAGCGCAUAGGUUGAAGUCUAUAAAAGAAACCGACGAUUAUCAUUUCAACUGACUAACCAAACGAAAUGUGUCGCUUGAAACAACUCGCUGUUGCAACGCUGCUUGCAGCUGUGCUCUUCAUACACAACGCGAAAGCUAGCCAGCAGGCAAGGACCUGCUAUGCCUGUGAAGGGAUUAACUGUCAAAGAACGUCGCUUGUCCAAGAGCAGACAUGCUUGAAUGCUUUGGAUUAUUGCGUGACUGUUUUUGAUAAGUUUACCGUUGUGCAAAAGGGUUGCUCACUCGAGGUGCCCAGCGAGUUGCGUCGCCGUUGUGAUGCCAACACUGUCGAAUGCCAUAAAUGCAACACUGAUCGCUGCAACAAUUUGGGUCAACCGAAUUAUCUCUGCUUGCAGUGUGACUCCAGCCAGGAUGCCAAUUGCGCUAGCGCUGUCAACUCCGUAAUGCCAGCACGCUGUCCCUCCCCGACGGCCCAGAACUCCUAUUGCUUUGUGAAGUAUGAUGGCGGUGUCACCACACGUGGCUGUGCCACAAAUCUGGCGGACCAACGCAGCUGUUAUGCGAGUGCCAAUUGCAUGCUUUGCUUACCCGGCGAACUGAAGAGCUGUAAUAGUAUGGACUUUCAGCCCGGUACACGUGCUCUGAGGCUUUAGAAAGUAAUUUAUAUGCGUAUAUUUGAGUGGUUAGGUAAAUUUUUAAAAUUUAGCGGUUUUGAUGUUCAACGUUGUUUCUUUUUUAUCAAUAAAAAAUUUUUUAAAUGUGUGGUUGCAUUUGUC
Molecule: messenger RNA, 1095 nt
Organism: Bactrocera oleae (olive fruit fly)
Lineage: Eukaryota; Metazoa; Arthropoda; Insecta; Diptera; Tephritidae
Source: RefSeq, a predicted model, not a curated record